AUGGAGAGAGACAUAAAGCGUUCUUCCUUUUCCUCCGCAUCUAUGCGUAACGUUUGCAUUAGCGAAGUUAUCUAUCAGUUUGUUAUCAAUCAGGAGCAUGUUAUAGCAGCAAUUGAUGUCAAAUCUGAAAAUUUCGAAAUUAUUACAUGGUGGUAUGCAUUUCACUGGGUGGUUACUUACGAGUUGUUAGAGGUGAAUGAUAAAUUAGGGGUUAUAUAUCAUGGGUGUUGGAUAGAUGGAUUCUUUGACUUAUGGAUUUUCAAGAAGACUCAGGAAAAAGAAUGGCAUAGACAUAUGAUUCGAUUUCCUUCAAUGUGGAAAAACGUAGUGUCUAGACCUACAUCAUCCUACAUGUCCGGUGAUGCGGAGAUUGUAUUCGUGCUUAACUUAUAUUCAGUUGCUUUAUGUUCGUGUUAUGAUGUCAAUACAAAAAUUAGGAGAGAAUUAGGAAUCAAGCAGCUUCCUGAGAAGACCAAUAUCAAAGGCAUUUAUAGUUAUAUAGAAAGACUAGUCAUGUAG
Messenger RNA from Solanum pennellii, 519 nucleotides. RefSeq names its product F-box protein At5g65850-like. The transcript has a single exon. Bases 1 to 519 code for a protein of 172 amino acids. NCBI's taxonomy places the organism in Eukaryota, Viridiplantae, Streptophyta, Magnoliopsida, Solanales, Solanaceae. The record is from RefSeq and is a predicted model, not a curated record.